Molecule: messenger RNA, 650 nt
Organism: Melanaphis sacchari
Lineage: Eukaryota; Metazoa; Arthropoda; Insecta; Hemiptera; Aphididae
Product: kinesin-like protein subito
Exons: 5
Coding region: 99-650 (183 amino acids)
Biological process (GO): microtubule-based movement
Cellular component (GO): kinesin complex; microtubule
Molecular function (GO): microtubule motor activity; ATP hydrolysis activity; microtubule binding
Source: RefSeq, a predicted model, not a curated record
AUUUGAUUAUAUUCGUUAACUAGGUCAAUUACCGGACUAUGAGAACUGAGAAUAUUAAUAAUUGAAGAUAAUCCGGUCGUUUAUUAUAGUUGGAUUGCAUGAAAACGGAUACGGGAAGGAUAUUAUCAGAGGUACCACGGAGGAUUAUAAGGAAGAUAAAGGUGGAUGGAGAUCAAUUUGUUUGGCGGUAUAUUUCAACGACCAAAAACCAAGAAAAAAAAAAACUACAUCACGAUUUUUCAUUGGAAUACAUUGAAAUAUACAACGACGACGUGUACGAUUUAUCAAUAGACGCAAACAAUUUACCAUUGAAAAAAACAAAACAUGCGAAAUUGAAUGAAAAAUUAAAGUUCAGUAUUAGUUCAAAAGGUGACAUCAAAUUUAAAAAUUUAACGAAAAUAAAAAUAACUAAUUGUAAUGAUGCCAUCAAAAUUUUGGAGGUGGGUAACAUGAGGAAAAGUGUUUCAUCCACAAGUAUGAAUGCGGAAUCCAGUCGAUCACACUGUAUUUGCAUGAUAAGUUAUAAAAGUAAACAUAAAGAAAUGAAGCUCAAUUUAGUAGAUUUAGCAGGAUCUGAACGGAUUUCAAAAUCCGUUGCAAACAAAAAGACGUUGGCCGAGUCACGGUCCAUAAACAUCAUGGGCGGAUAG